AGCCUGCAUAUUCCCCAGACCCCAUGGGCAGAUGGCUGGUGGAACUCAAACCCCCUCUGCGCCAGCUCCAUUGACCAUAGCUCUAUCCAUGUUUCAAGCUCACAUGUCACCGAAAGCUGCUUCGUAACGCUCAUAAAUCCCUUCGCCCCUUCUUCUUGAUCUCUAGGUGACCGGGUCGUCCAUCUCUCUCGCUGAUUCCUAAUCACCAUGCCACCGAGUCGUUACCAUUGAAGCCUCCACUCUGCUUCCCGUAAUGGCAGACCCAGCGCCGGAUACCACCGGAGCUUCCACCUCUAGAUCUCCCUCAAGCAGGUCGUUACGUUCGAGAGAUUCGCAAGGCGACAAGAACGCAACGGAGCGAACGCCCCUUCUAUCCCGUAACGAAGAUGUCCAGGUUGGCAACCAUGAAGACGACGAAGAUGGCGAAGUCGCUGCCAGUGGCUUGGCAGAAACCCACUCACUACUCUCCUCUAGCACGCGGGACGAAACAACGCACCCAGGAAAGCGAUGGCCAAGCGCGGUUGCUCUUCUCCUCCUCUGUCUCGUCGCCGCCGCGAUCCUGGUAUUCCGCUUCGUGGUCCCCGUCAUCAUAGAAGAAUACGCGUCGCAAGCCGUCGUUUUCGAGCCCACGACCCUCACUUUCGACUCGGUCACGCCGGAUGGAGUCCACGCCAACGUGGAAUUCAUGGUCCAGUUCGAUUCUUCCCGCGUGGAGCGUUUCGCCAUCCGGAACCUAGGACGAAUAGGGACGUGGAUUGCUCGCGAAAUCCAAAGUGGAGAGUCGAGAGUCAACGUCUUUCUACCGGAUUUCGGCGAUGCGGUGGUUGGGAUUGCGGUGCUUCCGCCCGUGAAAGCAGAUGUCCGUGAUAAACGGGUUAAUAAGAUCAAAGAAGUGGCGAAUCUCAUUCCAGCAGCGGUGGAACCUAUUCGGUCGGCCGCAGGAGCAUAUUUCAGAGGCCAACUAACGACGGUCAAUAUACGGGGAAUAGCACAUAUUCCUGUUCGUUCUGGGAUUAUCGAUCUCGGAAAUCGAACCAUCAUCUACUCCAGGACCGUUUCAGCAACGGAUAUUCCGGCAAUUCCAAAAUAUAACAUCACCCAUCUUGUAGUACACGACGCCGACCUUCCGGACGGCAACCAGGGACUGCAGGCGGAUGUGUCAAUGAAAGUGCCUAAUCCAUAUCCUUUAGAUCUGACGAUUCCACCACUUGGAUUCGGAAUCCUUGUGGAUGGCUGCUCCCCCAAUGACCCUCAAAUCAUGGUUGCGGAUGCGUUUUGCGAACCCCUUCAUAUCUCCCCGAACGCGGAUAUCGUCGCUAAUGGGACAGGGUUCGUCAGACGAAUACCUGAGUCGCUGAUGGAUGUGUGCCCUGGCUCACAAAAGUCCCCUCUUGAUAUGAUUGUCAAGGACUACAUCCAUGGAGCAGAGACGACCGUAUAUAUCCGUGGCUCCGAUUCCCCCGAUGUGGAGACGCCCAAGUGGAUCACCAACCUAUUGUCCUCAAUAACCAUUCCGGUUCCUUUUAAAGGCCCCGCAAUCGACCACCUAAUUCGCAAUUUUUCCCUCACCGACGUCCAUUUCAAGCUUCCCGACCCAGAAUCAGAGACCGACAACGACCCCGAGAUCUCUGCUGACAUCGAAGCGAUCGUCAAUCUUCCUGAUCAGCUGGAUUUCACCGUGAACGUCAGCCAUGUACGAGCUCUAGCCGAUGUGCACUGGAAGGAGAAGAAACUUGGGGAGCUGAAUUUGCAAAAAUGGCAAGAAGCCAGUUCGAGGAGGUUGACGGACCCGGACGAGCUUGGUGGUCUCCUAGUCCAGGCUCAUGUCGACGGAGCCCCCUUGAAGAUCACCGAUCAAGAUUUGUUCACUCAGCUGGUCGCGACAUUGCUCUUUAAGAAACAAACAGCGUUCUUGACGAUCGAGGCUACUGUGGACGUGAAGAUGGCGACGACCCUGACAGCCCUCACUCUCCGUGACCUUCCUGCGUCUGGUGUAUUCCCAAUCAAACCCAUCGGACUCGGCUCAGGCUGGGGAUCACUAGCACCUCAAGUCGGAAAUGUAACCAUUGUUGAAACGACGCCGGAUUCGAUCCAGUUUCUAGCCCUAGCCAAUUUCACCAACCCUACCAACUACUCUGCGACUGUUCCGUACUUUGACAUCAAAGUUGUCGUGAACGGCACGGUCCUCGGCCAUGCCACAACCGAGUCGAUCGAAAUCAAUCCUGGGAACAACACCAAUAUUGUAGUUCGGGCAACAUAUGAUCCGAUUACAGAGAGUGGCAAUACCGGAGCAGCAAUAGGUCGUGAAUUGAUUUCGCAGUACCUCUCUGGUUACAACACCACCAUCACCCUUCGAACCCACCGAAACAGCAUCCCUUCCCACCCUGAAAUUGGCGAAGCCCUCUCUUCCCUCGAAAUCGAAUUUCCAACCCCUAGUUUCGGUUCCGCCCCCGGCGCCGGAAACGGGGAUGGCUCGGACGGCAAGCCACAUUUUAUCCAAGGAGCAACGAUGCACCUCUGGUCCUCCACCGCCACCUUCCUCCUCGUCUCCCCCCUCACCUCCACAACCCUUUUCAUCACCAAGAUCAAUGCCACUGCUUUCUACAAACACGACCCCGUCGGCCACCUUCAGUACGAGUUCCCCUUUGCCGUUCCGCCUGGUAUCUCCGAAACUCCGCGACUUCCCGUGGACUGGGAUGCCGGAAGCGUGGGGUACGAUGCGGUCCGGAAGGCGUUGGGGGGAUCGCUGAAGUUGCAUGCCGAGGCGGAGGUGGGGGUCCGGGUGGGGCGGUGGGAGGAGUGGAUUUGGUAUAAGGGGAAAGGGAUCGGGGCCAAAGUGAGGCUCUGAUUCGGUCAUGCAUAGGUAUCUGCGCGGCAUUACUAGGAGUUCUGGGAUGUUUUGCUUUGGUGUGGGGUUUCGGUAUGGGUAUCUGGAUAUAGAGAUUACUGGCGUGCAGUCGGUGCCCGGUUCAUUUUGGUGGGAAGCAGCGAUACCAUUAUGAAUGCGUAUAUAACAGUUGCCAUUGAUUUCGAAUAGGUUGUCUCCUCAACAUCAGUCUACCCAAGGAAGAUUGGAUGUGUAUAUGAUCAGCGUUAGAAGCUUUGCUAGUCCGUCCACUUCGCAAGAAGUGUCUCAAUGAUAUUCUGAUCCUC
Eremomyces bilateralis CBS 781.70 is the source of this 3153-nucleotide messenger RNA. RefSeq lists its product as uncharacterized. NCBI's taxonomy places the organism in Eukaryota, Fungi, Ascomycota, Dothideomycetes, Eremomycetales, Eremomycetaceae. Gene Ontology annotation, cellular component: fungal-type vacuole membrane. The record is from RefSeq and is a predicted model, not a curated record. The coding region runs from base 254 to 2848 and encodes 864 amino acids. The transcript is spliced from 5 exons.